Pipistrellus nathusii (Nathusius's pipistrelle) is the source of this 1755-nucleotide messenger RNA. NCBI's taxonomy places the organism in Eukaryota, Metazoa, Chordata, Mammalia, Chiroptera, Vespertilionidae. The record is from the annotation of a GenBank genome assembly.
AUGGCUAAUGAGGGCUGUCCCAAGGCUGGUGAUAGUCUUUUUUCAUCAGAAAAACAUGCCCAACUCAUCUUAGCCCAGAUGAAUAAAAUGAGGAAUGGACAGCAUUUCUGUGAUGUGCAGUUACAAGUUGGGAAGGAAACUUUUAAAGUUCAUCGGCUGGUUCUGGCUGCCAGUAGUCCUUACUUUGCAGCUUUGUUCACUGGAGGAAUGAAAGAGUCCUCUAAAGAUGUUGUACAGAUUCUAGGAAUUGAAGCUGCAAUAUUUCGAAUACUUCUAGAUUUCAUUUAUACAGGCAUAGUGGACAUAGGUGUGAAUAAUGUCCAGGAGUUGCUUGUUGCAGCAGACAUGCUACAAUUGACUGAAGUUGUUAAUCUUUGCUGUGCAUUUCUGAAAGGACAAAUUGAUCCACUGAACUGCAUUGGGAUCUUUCAGUUCUCUGAGCAAAUUGCCUGCCAUGAUCUUUUGGAAUUCACAGAAAACUAUAUUCAUGUCCAUUUCUUGGAGGUUCAGAGUGGGGAAGAGUUCCUGGCACUUACAAAAGAUCAGUUGAUCAAAAUUUUGCGAAGUGAAGAGCUUAGCAUUGAGGAUGAGUACCAGGUCUUCUUAGCUGCAAUGCAGUGGAUUCUCAAAGAUCUGGGAAAAAGAAAAAAAUUCGUGGUGGAAGUGCUAGACCCAAUUCGAUUUCCUUUAUUACCUCCUCAGAGGCUUUUAAAGUAUAUAGAAGGAGUAUCUGAUUUUAAUCUUCGUGUUGCGUUGCAAACACUUUUGAAAGAGUACUGUGAAGUGUGCAAAUCUCCCAAAGAGAACAAGUUUUGUAGUUUUCUGCAGACAUCUAAGGUUCGACCUCGGAAGAAAGCAAGAAAAUAUCUGUAUGCAGUAGGUGGAUAUACUCGGUUGCAGGGUGGUCGUUGGAGUGAUAGCAGAGCCCUGAGCUGCGUAGAACGUUUUGACACCUUUAGCCAGUACUGGACUACUGUAUCUUCACUUCAUCAAGCUCGAUGUGGGCUGGGAGUAGCAGUUCUGGGAGGGAUGGUCUAUGCUAUUGGAGGUGAAAAAGAUUCAAUGAUUUUUGAUUGUACUGAAUGCUAUGAUCCAGUUACUAAACAGUGGACAACUGUAGCUUCAAUGAAUCAUCCCCGCUGUGGCUUGGGAGUAUGUGUGUGUUAUGGGGCUAUCUAUGCUUUGGGUGGAUGGGUUGGAUCUGAGAUAGGAAAUACCAUUGAACGAUUUGAUCCUGAUGAAAAUAAAUGGGAAGUAGUUGGCAACAUGGCUAUGUCACGCUACUACUUUGGCUGUUGUGAAAUGCAAGGUUUAAUUUAUGUAAUUGGGGGCAUCAGCACUGAAGGAAUAGAACUUCGUUCUUUUGAAGUUUAUGAUCCACUUUCCAAGCGUUGGUCUCCACUUCCUCCAAUGGCAACCAGGAGAGCAUAUCUUGGGGUGGCUGCACUCAAUGACUGCAUAUAUUCCAUUGGAGGGUGGAAUGAGACUCAAGAUGCUCUUCAUACUGUAGAAAAAUAUUCCUUUGAAGAGGAAAAGUGGGUUGAAGUUGCCUCAAUGAAAGUGCCUAGAGCAGGCAUGUGUGUUGUGGCAGUCAAUGGGCUUCUAUAUGUUUCUGGAGGUCGAUCUUCCAGCCAUGAUUUCUUGGCACCAGGUACCUUGGACUCAGUUGAAGUUUAUAACCCUCAUUCAGAUACAUGGACUGAAAUCGGUAAUAUGAUCACCAGUCGUUGUGAAGGAGGUGUUGCUGUGCUAUGA